This is a messenger RNA of Cyclopterus lumpus (lumpfish), 1313 nucleotides long. It is a transcript of the gene arr3b, whose product is annotated as arrestin 3b, retinal (X-arrestin). NCBI's taxonomy places the organism in Eukaryota, Metazoa, Chordata, Actinopteri, Perciformes, Cyclopteridae. Gene Ontology annotation, molecular function: G protein-coupled receptor binding. Gene Ontology annotation, biological process: signal transduction; visual perception; G protein-coupled receptor internalization. The record is from RefSeq and is a predicted model, not a curated record. The transcript is spliced from 15 exons. Bases 151 to 1215 code for a protein of 354 amino acids.
GUUUAUUGUUGGAUUCUUUUUUUAAUUUUAUUUAAUCCAAAAAGAACCAGUGAACCCUAACAGUCAUAGGUGUAUCUGUAUCAAAUGUUUUGGUCACUCAGCCUUUUCUUCUUUUUUAUUUGCAGACUGGAUCCAUAACUUUGCAUCAAAAUGUCAAAGGUAUAUAAGAAGACCAGCGGCAACGGACAAAUUGCCCUGUACUUGGGGAAGAGAGACUUUGUGGACAAUGUGGAGUCAGUGGAAGUAGUUGACGGUGUUCUUAAAGUGGACCCUACUGAUCUUAAUGGCAGAAAAGUAUUUGUCUACCUUGCUUGUGCCUUCCGCUAUGGAAGCGAAGACUUGGAUGUUAUUGGGCUGUCCUUCAGGAGAGACAUCUGGAUACAGCGCGUUCAGGUGUAUCCACCUACAGGCGAAAGCGUAGCCAGAACACCAAUGCAGGAAUCUCUUAUGAAGAAAAUUGGAGAGCAAGGAUGUCCCUUUUCCUUCAAGAUGCCAGCAAAUCUCCCAUGCUCAGUCUCCCUACAGCCUGGGCAGAAUGACUCUGGCAAGGCUUGUGGUGUGGACUUUGAGGUUAAAGGAUACAUUUCCGACGUAGCAAACAGUGCAGAUGAAAUUGACAAGAAGGACACAUGUCGCCUGAUGAUUCGCAAAAUACAAUUUGCACCAGCUAACAACAAGCCUGGACCCAAGGCUGAUAUAGCAAAGCAGUUUAUGAUGAGUGACAAACCUGUGAAUUUGGAGGUAUCCCUUGAAAAAGAGGUUUAUUACCAUGGGGAUCCAAUCACCGUCAAUGUAAAAAUAAACAACGAAACCACCAAGGUUGUGAAGAAAAUCCUUAUUUCAGUUGAGCAGGUCACAAUUGUGGUGCUCUACUCAUCUGAUAAUUACACCAAAGCGGUCUGCUCCGAGGAGUUUGGGGAGACAAUUAACGGCAACUCUACAUUUGAGAAGUCCUACCAAAUAACCCCCCUGCUGGCCAACAACAAAGAGAAGCGGGGUCUUUCAGUGGACGGACGGCUAAAAGACGAGGACACCCACCUAGCAUCCACUACCCUGAGUCAAGGAGAUAAGGAGAUGCAGGGAAUCCUCAUCUCCUAUAAAGUCAAGGUCAAUCUAAUGAUGUCCGGCGGAGGCCUGCUGGGUAGCUUAACAGGAAGCGAUGUCACUGUGGAGCUUCCUGUUACUCUGAUGUCCCCAAAACCUGCAGAAGUGUAAGUAUAAACUAUUCUCUAUGAAUGUAUUAACCUGUAGCCUUGAUGUUGGUUACAUGCUGCUUAUAUUUCUAUCCUCUGUGUGUUUGUAUUAAAUGAACC